CAUUGGGAUGGGUAACGGGACGGGCGUGCGUGGGACGGGCGUGCGUGGGACGGGGCAGGCUGGAGGUGCCCACUCGUCCAUUGGGACGGUUAGCGGGAUGGGCGUGCGUGGGACGGGGCAGGCUGGAGGUGCCCACUCGUCCAUUGGGACGGUUAGCGGGACGGGCGUGCGCGGGACGGGGCAGGCUGGAGGUGCCCACUCGUCCAUUGGGAUGGGUAACGGGACGGGCGUGCGUGGGACGGGGCAGGCUGGAGGUGCCCACUCGUCCAUUGGGAUGGGUAACGGGACGGGCGUGCGUGGGACGGGGCAGGCUGGAGGUGCCCACUCAUCCAUUGGGAUGGGUAGCAGGAUGGGCGUGUGCGGGACGGGCGUGUGCGGGACGGGGCAGGCUGGAGGUGCUCACCUAUCCAUUGGGACGGUUAGGGGGACGGGCGUGCGCGGGACGGGGCAGGCUGGAGGUGCCCACUCAUCCAUUGGGACGGUUAGCGGGACGGGCGUGCGCGGGACGGGGCGGGCUGGAGGUGCCCACUCGUCCAUUGGGACGGUUAGCGGGACGGGCGUGCGCGGGACGGGGCAGGCUGGAGGUGUCCACUCGUCCAUUGGGACGGUUAGCGGGACGGGCGUGCGCGGGACGGGGCAGGCUGGAGGUGCCCACUCGUCCAUUGGGACGGUUAGCGGGACGGGCGUGCGCGGUACGGGCAGGCUGGAGGUGCCCACUCAUCCAUUGGGACGGUUAGCUGGACGGACGUGCGCGGGACGGGGCAGGCUGGAGGUGCCCACUCAUCCAUUGGGACGGUUAGCGGGACGGGCGUGCGUGGGACGGGGCAGGCUGGAGGUGCCCACUCAUCCAUUGGGACGGUUAGCGGGACGGGCGUGCGCGGGACGGGCAGGCUGGAGGUGCCCACUCAUCCAUUGGGAUGGUUAGCGGGACGGGUGUGUGCGGGA
This is a messenger RNA of Gopherus evgoodei (Goodes thornscrub tortoise), 945 nucleotides long. RefSeq lists its product as uncharacterized. Bases 8 to 925 code for a protein of 305 amino acids. The record is from RefSeq and is a predicted model, not a curated record. The transcript has 2 exons. NCBI's taxonomy places the organism in Eukaryota, Metazoa, Chordata, Testudines, Testudinidae.